AUGGCGUUCGAAGACAUGGACCGCGAGACGAAAACGCCGACUGACCUUCAGACACAUGGAUUCCUCUAUGACUUCGACAAAGUUGCCAGAUCUCUGAUAUUCUCACACUCUUUCUUGCCCGAUUUCAGUGGCUCAGGACAUGGCCAGGAGAUCAACUUGCCUGUUCCUCCCAAUGGGAAUCAUUCGGAGAUGAAAAAGAGGGACAUCACGAACAGAAGGUCCACUGCAGUUGUACUAUAUGAGACACCUGCAUAUGCCGCCGAGAGAACAGUACACUCGGUGUUUAUCCCAGUCAUCGUAUGUGGUUGGCGAUGCAUUACGGAAGACUUCGAAAACGUCUGCCAAAGAGUCCAUCAUGAGCUCCAAUUGUGCUAUCUCUACAGUGUCCUCGAACCACAAAGUGCCCUCGACAUUCGUAAGGAAAUAUUGCAGGCAUUCUGGCACAUCGAGCGACAUUAUGGCGGAGAUACGUGGCGUGGCAAGGUUCAGACCCCGGACAACGAGACAUACUCCGCAGUGGCAUUUGACAUGAGCUUCUUCAAUCGAGAGGAGCAUGUUCUUGAUCCAAAUCUUCCUUAUGGACCGGCCUGGGAGUGUCAUAUGGGUGCUAGAUCUCGCGAUUCGCAAGAGUGGUCAGAAAUUGGGCGCUAUCAGGCCAAGUGGAACGCCAAGACAGAUAAGCUGGAUUGCAAAAUGGUAGAGAAUCCUGCCUUCCAAGUUGUGCCUCAGAAAGACAGCUGCUACCUGGUCGCUGAAGCGCUGGAAGAACUCCGGGGGAUGGACGAAGAGGGAGAGGAGCUGGUACCUCUGCUGCGUAGGUUCUCCUUGCAGAGUCUGGAAUGGUGUCAGCCCCGGUAUAGAACGCAAUGGGAGAUUCUCGAGAAUGUGCUGAUCUCCUUCUGUGGCGGCAAUCCGAAGACUGCAGAGUGGCUCCGAGAUGAUGCCAGAAAGAAGAAAGCAGAGAAAGCAAGAAAUAGGGAAGUUGGUAGCGCUCUUGCGGAGGAACUGGAGUAG
Messenger RNA from Pseudocercospora fijiensis CIRAD86, 1014 nucleotides. RefSeq lists its product as uncharacterized. The transcript has a single exon. The record is from RefSeq and is a predicted model, not a curated record. The coding region runs from base 1 to 1014 and encodes 337 amino acids. Lineage: Eukaryota; Fungi; Ascomycota; Dothideomycetes; Mycosphaerellales; Mycosphaerellaceae.